AACGCAACAAGUGAGGUCAUCAAAGUUGAUCGCAGAGUUCAGAUCAACAACGUGACUGUUUCUCGUUAUUGUUGACUGUUACAAUCCAUUAAGAAAUGUCUGGUAAGGGGAAGCAAAGUUCAAAGAAAGCUGUCGUCAAGGGACGUGAGUCUGGAAAGACCGCGCAGUCCUCACUGGUGAAUCAUUCUGAGACGAGUGCGGAAACUCCAGAACCGAUGAUGUCUCUGAAUGUUUUAAAGACAGUCGACAACAAUCGAGACUUGCCAAAAUAUACUGAGCUCUUGAACCGUACAGAGGAAGAUGGCAUACAAAAAGAGGAUAUCGAUGCGUUACAACUGGAGCUGGAGAUGCUUCUAUCAUCGGCUGUUGUACGAUGUCGCACGCUUCAAGAGGAGAUUACCAGCUUAUCGUCAGCAGAGGAACGUCGAGAUAGGCGAUCGAAAAGCGGCAAAAGUUUGUCUCUUCUUGACAAGAAAGUACGUGAGGAGAAACUGAAGCCAAAGGAAGUCAGCACCAAGAGUCAGUCGCCCUUGCAUACAAAACUAUUCAAACAGAAAGCGGUAGGAAACUCAACCAAUCAAGUAGUGCCGAAUGUUCAUGAAAUCGCGAGGAUCGAGGGGACGAAAGAUGCCCCAAAGAUACUCUUACCAAAGAACGAUACGCCUAACAAAUUCUGGGCGUCUGUUGACCCUUAUUGCACCGACAUUAUGCCUGAUGAUAUUAAGCUGCUGGAGGAAUUGAUCACUACUCACAGUGAUACCAGCGAAUUCAAGAAGAUCCCUCCUCUAGGUCGUCACUAUAGUCUGAUGUGGGCACAUAAUGAUCUGCUGCAAGAGGAAGAUGCGGCCAAUCCAAACAGAGAGAAGAAAAAGAAUCGCACGGAUAUGUCACAUCUGAUAGCUAAAAAUGAUAAGAAAGUUAAUGGCAUUGUGGGACCUUUAACUCAGAGAUUGGUCUCUGCGCUUUUGGAGGAAAAUGUGUAUGUAGGAAAUAAUAACACAGAGAAUAAAUUAUUCCGAGAAGGGGAUUCCACUGUCUUGAGGAAUCUGACUAUACAGAACUCCAUGAGCCUGGAGAUGCGGAUGCACAAGGAGUUAGUCGAACAGGGAAUCCUAGAGCCAGAUGGACAAAAGAAGAAUCAGGAGGAUGAUGAGAUACUCGCUGAAAUUAAGAGAUGCCAGCAGGAGCUUACCUCUUUGUCGAAUCACAAUGUCACGCAACUUAAGAGGUUACUGAAUCUGGCACAGGAGGAGAGCAAGAGGCAAGCGUUGAAGCGGAAAAUUAGCAGCGCGGAUAAUGAAGUGAUAGAGCAUUAUAAAAAAUUGACCCUCGCGAAACAGAUGAAGAUGCCACUGACGAAGAAAGAGCAGGACAAGGCGUGGGCGUGUCUUCGUGUGAGGGAGAGUCUCUUGGAGCAAUUGAGCGUUGCUAAAUAAUAAUCCUAGAUGUUUAACACUAGCUUUGCUAGUGUUCCAGCAUAAUUGCGAGAUAUUUCUUAAAUACACGCACACAUACGCACGUAUCUUGCGCGUGUUACGUACAACCACAUUGUCGUAGUGCUAUGUACGUGAGAUUGCUGCUCUUUCGCGAUGAUAAUAUUUUGUUUGGACGUCGUGAAAAUAGUACAAUGUCAUAGUUCAUUGAAUGCUCGUACUCCAAGAGAUACAUAUAUAUGUAUAGAUGUAAUAUAAGGAAAGAAAAUUACUUACAUAUUGUGAUACAAAAGUUCAUUAACACAACAUAAAUUUAGAAUUUAGGAAAUUCGCUAUACACCAAAUUCGAACAUAUAUACGAUACUUUGUUAAUGCGUAGGAUAUUAUAACAUUGAUUAUUGGGUGUAUGUACCCAGUAUAUGAAGAACUGAAGGAAAAUUAUGGAACUAGGAUUCAUUUUUACCAAGAAAUCUCACUUGAGAUAACGUAUAUUGACACGUUGGCUCUCUCUGCCGGUGUAUGUAUCAUCGGUAAUAUAUUUGAUAUAAAUAACUUGGAAGUCAAUGCAUUACCAGUGGUACAUUCAACUUAUAUAGAAUGAAUAUCGUUGAUUAAACGAAUAUUUUAACUCGUGCUUUCCCGAAGAAGAUGACAUUUUUCUGCGUUCGCACAAUUGGACAGACUUCGCUCGUGAAUGAACUAUGCGACCAACGUAUUGAGUUUAUAAUCUAACAAUAUCGCGAAGUACGCGCACAUCUGUGCAAUUGUCAACACGUGGAAACUUGCCUCUUUACUUGGAAUUGCGUUUUGUUGAAAGACGAUUUUUCAUCGCCAUUAUUAAUUAUUCAUCGAUAUCUUCCUUCCAUCAAGAUUUUUAGCAUUAAAAUUUCUGUAAAUAAGAUAUUCGUACAUGCAUGUUAUACAAGCAUGUAUAUUUUAAGAUUCACCUCUAUAUAUAUAUUAAAGUUGAGACUAAGGCAGUGCUGAAAUUUAGAAAAUGGAUGAUCUUUGAUUUAUAAAUAGUAUGUCUUGUAUCAUUAUGUCUAUUUUCAACAACGAGAAUAUAAUUUUUAAUUAUGUUCUAGAGAUAUCAAAGUACAUAUGAAGUUUGAGAAACCUUACAAAAAGUUUAAAUACAUAAGCGUAAAACCGACAACUUUUUUUACGUCACUGAUUUUGACUUAACAUAUUAUACAUAGCCAUGUUAGAUUCACAAUUUUUUCCUUAAGAAAAUUUAUCAUUUUUAAUUAUUACGAGAUUUCAUGACGAUACGUACGCGCACGAUUUAGACUAAACGCAUUUAAAUAGUUUCGAAUAUACUAGCUGUAUUCUGGUUAUUCUAAUUGCAAUUUGGUUAAUAAAUUAUUUAAGAUUUAUA
Harpegnathos saltator (Jerdon's jumping ant) is the source of this 2811-nucleotide messenger RNA. It is a transcript of the gene Ada3, whose product is annotated as transcriptional adaptor 3. Gene Ontology annotation, biological process: regulation of transcription by RNA polymerase II. Gene Ontology annotation, molecular function: transcription coactivator activity. The record is from RefSeq and is a predicted model, not a curated record. Gene Ontology annotation, cellular component: SAGA complex. The coding region runs from base 96 to 1436 and encodes 446 amino acids. NCBI's taxonomy places the organism in Eukaryota, Metazoa, Arthropoda, Insecta, Hymenoptera, Formicidae. The transcript is spliced from 2 exons.